Annulohypoxylon truncatum is the source of this 1505-nucleotide messenger RNA. Its product is annotated as heterochromatin protein one. Gene Ontology annotation, cellular component: nucleus; pericentric heterochromatin. The transcript has 6 exons. Lineage: Eukaryota; Fungi; Ascomycota; Sordariomycetes; Xylariales; Hypoxylaceae. The coding region runs from base 228 to 986 and encodes 252 amino acids. Gene Ontology annotation, molecular function: chromatin binding. Gene Ontology annotation, biological process: chromatin organization; negative regulation of transcription by RNA polymerase II. The record is from RefSeq and is a predicted model, not a curated record.
CACUGACAGAAAGAAGCUCGGACCACAUUCAACUUAAUUCGAGGAUACUUCGUGCAUCGCGACCAACUCCGACCUGAUUUGUCGCAACAACUUGAUCGCAAACACCAUCGACGCCCAUCGUCAUCUAGCUUCGCUACUUUCUUUCAACUAUUUCCUUAUUCUCUUCCUGACCAAUUCAUUUCGAGUACCUCGACUCCAUCACGCUACGCGCUUUUAACAUAUCCAACAUGCCUCCCGCAAUCAGCGACGACGAAGCGUCUGACGAUGGCAAGUUGACCGUGCGCUUGAACUCGACACGUGGAAAGAGGUCAUCUACGAAGCCCGAAGAAAACGAUGAGGAUGAGAUGCAAGAUAUCGUCAAGGGUGACGUUGGGAAUGGAGACGACAACCACGGCGAAGAGGAAGAUGAGGAAGGAGGCGAAGACCUAGAUGAGGAUGAAUUCAUAGUCGAGAAGAUUCUUUCUCAUGCCGUGGAACCUAACGGCGCGUUCAAAUUCAAGGUCAAGUGGGAAGGCUACGAGAAGAAAUCAGACCAGACAUGGGAAGACGAUGAGAACCUCAAGGAGAAUGCAUCCGACGUCCUAGAAGAAUACCUUAAGAGCGUAGGCGGACGAGAGAAGAUCCUGGAAGACGCGAAAACGGCACUGAAAACGAAAAAGCGCGGGAGGCCUGCAUCAGGAACACCUACCAACGGCGCGAAACGACGACGGAAUGGAGACCACCCCGAUUCAGCAACACCGCCUGCUAGUGGAAAAGCUUGGAGGGUUCCUGUGGGCUCUUGGGAAGAUGAGGUGGAAUCUAUCGAUGCCUGCCACGACGAGAAUACCGGCAAGUUGAUCGUAUACCUCACUUGGAAGAAUGGCCAAAAGACCCAGCAUGAUACCAAGGUUGUCUACCAACGCUGUCCGCAGAAGAUGCUUCAGUUCUAUGAGCGACACGUUAAAAUCGUAAUGUCGUCAUCAGAAAGCGGUAUGAAAGAUGAUUAAUACCCGCACUACCCCCAGUAGUUAAUAGUGGUGGUUGAAGCAGACAACAUCUCAAUCUGCUUGAGCUAGACGGAUGAAUCGGAAUUACUACGCAACGCAAUGCAGAUAUUUGGACUAUACCUAUUCGCAGGAGUACGAACUCACAGGAGAAGAUUUUGGCCCCAUAAUGGAUGGCGAUUACGGUUGAGAUGAUCGCGCGGGACAAGGCAUGGACAAAACGGGGGAUAUUGCGGACAUUAUGAACAUCGAGACCCCGAGACCUGUACAUGUAUUUAAGCCACAGACUUGAAGCCAGAUUGCUUUGGCUCAGAUUACUCGGAGCCUCUGGAAAUAGGGGCUGUUUUUGACCUUAUAACCAACUUUCUAUAGCAGGAUUGCAUUAUCCAUACCUACCAUAGGUAUUGAUGGCAUUGGCGUUGGUAUGGCUUUGCGUUCGCCCUCACCUUAUCUGGAUUAUUAUCCACGCUCGGAAAGAAUGGCUAGGAAAAUAGGUACGAAUUGAUAUUUGCAUAAAUUAAC